GAGGAGGAAGAGAGAUUCUGGAGAGAGAGGAAGUCCCACUAUCCAUCCGUGCAUCCAUUAGUCCAUCUGUCUUACCUUCCAUCCAGCAGCGUAGUCGUCUCCCCGUGCUUUUUGUUUUGGAUUUUGGACCUGUGAAGACGUGAGGUCAGCACAAGGGUCGGCAGAAUAAUUGGAAGUUGCAGCGGGGUUGGAUUUGUUUUUGGAACCUGUGCAUGUGCCUUACCUGGAAGAAAUAAAAUCACACUGCCCGAUAAUGGAAGUCGUGUGAAGACUGAAGUUUUCUCCUAUUUUUGUGGGAUUGUGCUGAUCCGAGAAAACAAGCAAGAAAAACAGACGUCAAUAAUGGGGGGGACAGAAAUCAGAUUAAGAGCCUUGGAGAGGGAGGCGUAGAAAAAUGGAGAUGCUCUAUUGUGAUCCCAUGUGCACAGAAGUGACCUUUGACACUGGAGACAAAAGCUUUCUAGUUUCUUUUGUAUGCCGGGACAUCCAGCUCAGCUGACAUCGAAUCAUCAUCAUUCACACUUGCUAUGUUUCAACUUUCUUCCUUGACCUACAUACUUUUUGGUUCUUUUGUGAGCUCUGAAAAUAUGGGUUUACUGAACUAUUUUCUUAAUUUUGUGUAUUAAUAUUCCAGCUUUUAAAUUGGGCAUCAGAUGGCAUCUUUGUUUUCACUUGGAAAGAAGGUUUCACGUUGUUUCCACAUGAGCCCAAAGCCAGUGUUAACUCUAAAUGUUUUUAAGAUGGCAUAUUUAACCUAUAGUCACACGCCCAUGCUUUUCUAUUUUUUGCUAUCCUUUCGGUUUGGACUUUCACAGAUUCUCUAAAUGUUACUAUGGAUCUUUACAUAUUUUAGCCUGCUUGGUGACAAAGCCAGCCUCUUUUUUCCCGUCUUGAUGGGCUUAAGAUUUGGACUAUACAUGACUGUCCUUCAGAAGGCUGUACACUGGACCUUGAGAUUUUUUCUGAACAAAUAAUCUAUCAGACUUCCUCAAUUUCUCUCCAGCGUACGGCAGCUGCAGGGAUGAACUGCUGGAGUCUGGGAAAAGCUAGGAAUGCCAUUAAAUUAGACAGAAGUGGGCCAUACAGCGGGAGGCUGAUGAUGCUGAUGUGGAUUAUCCUCUCCAGUUCACUGUGCCUCAUGACUGAUGGUCAAAUGAAGAUCUCACCAGAAACGGUGCAGCAGUGGGCCGUGUCAUUUGGCAAAGAGAUAACUGCUUUGUCCGCCAGGUACUCUGGAGCUAAACUUCUGCAGAAGAAAUACAAGGAUAUUGAAGGUACAGUGAAGAUAGAGGAGGUGAAUGGAGACGAACUGGUGAAAAGGUUUGCGGAAGAAAUGGAAGAGAUGCUUGGGAGGAAGAUGAAAGCUGUUAAGAGAUUAGCAGAAGCAGCAGAGGAUGCAGAUCUGGACCAUGAGUACAAUGAAACACUCGAGUUUGACUAUUAUAACUCCAUGUUGAUCAACACCGUGGAUGAGGAUGGGAAUGCAGUCCCACUGGGUGGAGAAUUCCCUUUGGAGGAAAACGAACAUUUUAAUAAACUGCCAGUCAGCAUACAGCAAAGUAACAUACAAGUUCCCACAAAUGUCUACAACAGAGAUCCUGAUAUUCUCAAUGGAGUCUACAUGUCUGAGGCUCUGAAUGAUGUUUUCGCUGAUAACUUCCAGGCGGAUCCAACUCUCACCUGGCAGUACUUUGGCAGUUCUACGGGCUUUUUCAGGCUAUAUCCAGGCAUCCAAUGGACUCCAGAUGAAAACGGUGUCGUCACAUUUGAUUGCAGAAACAGAAACUGGUAUAUACAAGCAGCCACAUCUCCUAAAGAUGUAGUAAUCGUCGUGGAUGUCAGUGGCAGCAUGAAGGGACUCAGACUGACAAUAGCCAAGCACACCAUUAAUACAAUCUUGGACACCCUGGGAGAAAAUGACUUUGUUAACAUCAUAGCUUACAGUGACUAUGUUCGCUACGUGGAGCCCUGCUUCCAGGGAACGCUAGUACAGGCUGAUCUGGAUAACCGAGAGCAUUUCAAGCUUUUGGUGGAACAGCUUCAUGUGAAAGGAGAGGGCAAAGUAAAAAAAGCAAUGAAGGAGUCUUUCAGGAUUCUCAAUGAGGCUACUGCACUGGGGCAGGGCAGCCUGUGUAACCAGGCAAUCAUGCUGAUAACAGACGGAGCCAUGGAGGACUUCCAAGAUGUUUUUCAAGAGUUUAACUGGCCGGAACGACGGGUUCGAGUGUUCACCUAUCUGAUUGGACGGGAAAUGACGUUUGCUGAAAAUGUCAAAUGGAUUGCCUGCAACAACAAGGGUUAUUACACACAUGUCUCAACACUGGCUGAUGUCCAGGAAAACGUUAUGGAGUACCUCCAUGUUCUGAGCCGGCCAAUGGUCAUCAACCACGAUCAUGACAUCAUUUGGACUGAGGCCUAUAUGGACAGUGUGCUGUUCAACACUCAGGCACAAAGCCUGCUCCUGAUGACCUCAGUAGCCAUGCCUGUGUUCAGCAAGAAGAGAGAGACUUUAUCUCACGGGAUUCUACUGGGAGUAGUAGGAACUGAUGUUGCCUUGAGAGAACUGAUGAGAUUAGCUACAAGAUACAAGCUGGGUGUUCAUGGCUAUGCCUACCUCAUCACCAAUAAUGGGUACAUCCUGUCUCAUCCUGACCUGCGACCUCUGUAUAAAGAGGGUAAGAAGCUAAAGCCUAAACCCAACUACAACAGUGUGGAUCUGUCAGAAGUGGAAUGGGAAGACAGCGAAGAAAAACUGAGGACCGCCAUGGUUAAAGGAGAAACCGGAAACUUGUCUUUAGAUGUGAAAACUUCAGUCGAUAAAGGAAGAAGAGUGAUGUUCCUGAAGAAUGAUUACUACUAUACUGUCAUCAAUGAGACACCAUUCAGGACCUACUGUGAGACAGACAUUGACCCAGCACACCGCAAGCUGAGUCAGCUUCAAGCUGUGGAACGAUACCUCACAGGCAAAGAGCCAGAUCUGGAGUGUGAUAUGCAGCUGCUGCAACAAACGCUGUUUGAUGCUGUGGUCACGGCUCCCAUGGAAGCUUACUGGAAUGCCCUUAUGCUCAACGUAUCCAGUAUGGAUGAGGGAAUUGAAACAGCAUUCUUAGGGACCCGUUCAGGCCUCAUAAGGUUUCUGAGGUAUGCCGGUAUCGAGAAAAGAAUUGGCAAGUCUUUCCUGACCUCCACAGACAAGGAGAAUAUGUUCACCCUGGACCAUUUCCCAGUGUGGUACCGCAGAGCAGCUGAGUACCCAGCUGGAAAGUUUCUAUAUUACAUGCCCAGACAAGACACUAGAGGUAGGAGGCCAUACCUUUACUUACAGAUUGAGUAA
This is a messenger RNA of Neolamprologus brichardi, 3334 nucleotides long. The record is from RefSeq and is a predicted model, not a curated record. Lineage: Eukaryota; Metazoa; Chordata; Actinopteri; Cichliformes; Cichlidae.